AUGUUCAAUCAGCAAGUGCAACAGCCACUACAGCAGGAAAUACCGCAGCAAGAAACCCAAUCAAGGUUUGCUAAGUAUACUUUGAAAAGUGACCAGCCGGAAUGGUUGUCCAAUGAAGGAGUCCUAUUGAACAACGACGCUAUGAACAUCCAUGGCGGCAACAAAAGGCGAACAAUUCCUUCUAGGCUCAUCAAAAGGGUUAGAAAGACCAGUAGCGAGUCGCUUGAAGAGGAAAAGUCGACGAUUCCUGUUCUUCCGUUUCAAACAAAGAAGAGAGAGCUUCCCUUAAGCCAUCUGAAGGAGGCAUGGAAAGAAGCCUACUAUUAUAAUGAUAUGCCGCCUAAACGAUCUUUGUUUGAUUUUAACAGGUCGUCUGAUGGUGAGACGGGAAGCAACUUGCUGAUAGACAAUCCCGAUUUUCUAGAAUUAACCGAUAGACCUGACGUUUAUGCAAAUGCAUUCAACAGAUACAGUAGAGACAAGUUACAGAGGCAGCCAAAACCGGUGACCAAUCCUCAGGGACCUUUGGGACUGGACCAAUCACAGACAUCACAGACACAGCAAUUGGGUAACACUGCAGCCAAUAAUAUUCCAUUUGUAGUGGAGAAAGCCAUACCAUUGCAAGGGAAACCAAAGAACGAUAGCGAUAGAAAACUUAUGGAAAGUGCAGUUAUAGUGUAUGGAUUCCAGGACUCAAACUUUGACUUGAUAGUGGAUCAUUUUGCCAAGUUUGGACAUAUAAUGGAAGAUUUUCACGGUAUAGACGAGACUAGAAAUAGUGGAAGACUUCUUUCUGCCAUGCUACUCAAUCAACAGAGAGAGAGACAGCAUUUAGAGGAGUUCCAGAAAUCUUCUACUUCGGGUGAUUCCUCUAGACAGAAUCCUAACCGUCAUCAGCAGAGCACUUUAGCAAAAUUGAAGAAUUAUCCUAUCUUUAUGGGGGAGACGUGGGUGAAAGUAACGUAUAAUAAUGCCGCUUCAGCUGUGAGAGCAUUGAGAGAGAACAACUCAAGGGAUGAUCCAAAUAGCCUGAUAGGAGUGGUUCCAUACACUCGACAGGGGGUGGAAACGUUACUCAAGAAGAAGAUACCGGAUGCUCUUGACGUUGGUAAUGGACUUGCCAGCUUACAGAUUGAGCCCGAUGAUAUUGAAUUUCCAGAGGAUGCCAGGGGAAUUGGAGAAAUACUCAAGAAGAGCUUGGGAUCAAUUAUUGCGUCAGAUCAAACCGGAAAGACCAGCGUGAGCGACGUAAUUAGACUUAAGGACGGUUCCAAACUUAUUAAUAGUAAGAAGAACUUGCAAAAGAAGAAGGAGAAUGGAUUUGUGGAUAACGGGGUAAGGCUUUUGUUUGGAAAAGGUGAUUUGUAA
Messenger RNA from Brettanomyces nanus, 1368 nucleotides. RefSeq lists its product as uncharacterized. The record is from RefSeq and is a predicted model, not a curated record. Bases 1 to 1368 code for a protein of 455 amino acids. Gene Ontology annotation, molecular function: phospholipid binding; single-stranded DNA binding; structural constituent of nuclear pore. The transcript has a single exon. Gene Ontology annotation, cellular component: nuclear membrane; nuclear pore nuclear basket; nuclear pore central transport channel. Gene Ontology annotation, biological process: NLS-bearing protein import into nucleus; nuclear pore organization; regulation of DNA-templated transcription. Lineage: Eukaryota; Fungi; Ascomycota; Pichiomycetes; Pichiales; Pichiaceae.